Molecule: messenger RNA, 1067 nt
Organism: Dictyostelium purpureum
Lineage: Eukaryota; Evosea; Eumycetozoa; Dictyosteliales; Dictyosteliaceae
Exons: 3
Coding region: 1-987 (328 amino acids)
Molecular function (GO): hydrolase activity
Source: RefSeq, a predicted model, not a curated record
AUGUCAUUUAAUAAUUUUUCUUUAGAAAAAGAAGCUGCAGAUGUUUGUAAUAAUACAUGCAAGCCACCAUUUUUGUAUGAGUUAGAGCCAGAAGAAGGUCGUAAAGCUGUUGACAAGGUUCAAGAUGCUCCUUGCUAUAUGUAUCCAUGUAGAGUUGAAGAAAGAAUGUUUGAAUUGGUCAAAGAAUUAGGAAUGGUUAAAACUUUUAUUUUGACACCAGAAAAGAAAACAACUGAUAAACUCCCAAUUGUUUUUUACAUCCACGGUGCUGGUUGGGUUUUUGGUGGUUUACAUUCGCAUAAAAAAUUAGUACAAGAAAUUUGUAACCGUACCAACUCUGUUGUUAUAUUCCCAGAGUACUCUUUAAGUCCAGAGGUUAAAUAUCCUAUUGCAAUUGAACAGUGCUAUGCAGUUCUUGUAAAAGUAUGCAGAGAGAUGGCAGAUAAAGAAGGCUGGGAUACAAAUAACAUUGUAAUUGCAGGUGAUAGUGCAGGUGGUAAUAUGGCAACUGUUCUUACAAUGAUGGCAAAGAAGCGUAAUAACUACCCAAUAAUAAAAAGACAAGUGCUGUACUAUCCAGGUAUUGAUGCAAGAAUGGAUACUGGUAGCUACAAAGAAUUUGCCAAAGAUUUCUAUCUUUCAAAAGAUGGUAUGAAAUGGUUUUGGGAUGCCUAUCUAAACAGUGAUGAAGAUAAAAAUGAAAUUUUAGCCUCACCUGCCAGAGCAACACCUGAUGAUGUUAAAGGUUUACCUGAAGCAAUUAUUAUGAAUGGUGAAGCCGAUGUACUCCGUGAUGAAGGUGAACAAUAUGCAAGAACUCUUCGUGCUGCAGGUGUACCAGUAACACAUAUACUUUUCCAAGGUAUGAUCCAUGACUUUGUAAUGCUUAAUUCAUUGGACAGCACUAAAGCAUGCCGUGCUGCAAUGGAUGUAUCAAUUGACUUUAUUAACAAAUCAAGAGAAACUCCACAAAAACCAAAGCAAUAACAAUAAAUAUCCUUAAAUAAUUAUAUUAAAAAAAUAAAUAUAACUAACUAAUAAAUAAUACUAUUUAAUCUACAUAUCAU